Molecule: messenger RNA, 2652 nt
Organism: Rodentolepis nana
Lineage: Eukaryota; Metazoa; Platyhelminthes; Cestoda; Cyclophyllidea; Hymenolepididae
Source: the annotation of a GenBank genome assembly
AUGCUCAAACUCUCCAAAACACUAAAGCCCACUGGGGAAGGAGCAUCCAAAGUGGAGUCUUUUCAGGGAGAUGAGGAAAUGGCUGGACUAAUUUCAGCUCUUCACGAGUCAAAUUCACUGUGGAUCGACACAGCGAUCCAACGAUCGGGUCUUUCACAAGCCAUCCUGCAUUCUCUUGCCACCAUCACUGAAAUCUCCCAACUGGGAGAAAAUAUGUCUCAAGUGGAGGAAAUCGAAACCCCACCACUUUGUAUGCGUCUUCUUAGGUCAAAUUAUUCUCCAGAAGGUUUUUCAAGCCUCCGGAUUCUCCUUCAAAUCACAAAUAACCUCCUUCAACUAACUGAAUCGCAUUUUGAAUCACAAGAGAGACUUUCAGUCCUAUCCACUCCAGUUGCUAAUGGCCGUGGAAGCCGAAAUUCACCUCCUACCGAUGCGGCUAAGAAGAGGAUUAGUGACUCACUUCCACAGCAAUCGACUCAAACUUAUUCUGGACUUCUUCCGUGGUGUGUUCCAAUGCCGUCAACUCUUGAAAUUGCAACGUUGAAGGCACUAGCUUCCAGGAAGUUCUCUUCUCCACUUUUGGCUCUUGUUGCUUCGUGCUAUGCAUUUGGGCCCUCGCCAAUUUGCCGGACACGGCCUCGUCAUAUAGCUACUCAAUCGAUUUUGCUGAACACUGUUAGAGUGGCUCUGAAUCCCACUACGAGAAUUGAUUUACACCCUCUGUGGUUUGAGUUCUUGAGGAAUUCUCUGGUGCAUUGGGGCUCGGCUACGGCUCUCCUGAUAAAUACAGUGAUCACGCAAAUGUCUGUGGCCAUCCAACUGCUUGCUGAACCCUUCUGCCAUGCACUUAAGCCUUCUGGAUUUUCUGAGCAUUUUUCGCCAUCGGCCUACCCUCCCGACUACACCAUUCUUCUCUUUGCCUGUUUGGAGGGCAUUCUGCACACCUUUCUCCUCCCCUUCGGCCAAUCCAAGUCCACUCUUCUGCGCGGUGUAGUGCUGGGUACCACUGCAUUGGCUCGGGAUGAGUCUCUCCUCCUCGUCUCCUCGACAAGAUCUUCACCUACCCACAGCGAUAAACAGAAGCACGCCAACAGCAACAACAACAACAACAACUCGUUUUCAUGCUCACCGACUAAUGCGCAUGGAUUAUCCAGUGGUGUGUUUGAUACACCAUGGGCUCUGAGAGACUCUCUUCAAGUGGCCGAGGCGUUGAAAGAUUUCCACUCCCUCAAUAAGUUAUCUGACUUCUCUCCUGUGGGUCAGGCGCUUCAACGUAUACAACUGGCCUUCCUCGAAGACACCUCCAUUCCUUCUACUCUUGCGGGCUCUGCUGCUCUUCUCUUUGCCGCAAGGGAUUUAAUUGCUACGGAGGUGAUGCCGAUGUCUUUAAAUUCAGUCCAGAAUUGGGCUCGAGGUCGUGCGGAGAUGUGCCACGUCUUUCCCACUCUCCUCGCAAGUCUCGCCAGUUUGUGGCUAGCUCUCAAUCAAUCCUAUGAUCCACGAAAUUCUCAACUGUCACCGGAUGAUGAUUCGGACACCUCUUUAGUCGAGACUGGAAUUGAUGCCUUGAAUGGUGAUACCUCACUUUCCAAUUCCGAAGCACCUCCCAUUCGUCGUCGGUGUGGCUUUGAUCGUCUGGCUGCUCUCACAACUUUGGGUUAUCCUGAUGUGGUGCGUCAGACAAUACACAACCUCCUGAAACCCAUAGCGCUGACUCACCCCGCCCUCGUGAUCUCCGCUUUGGCCUACGUUUGGCCUUCACUUCUCUCGCCUGCUGGCCAAAGCGGUCUAGUGAACAUGGACGUCAUGUGGCUUCUGGCUUCUUCUCCCAAUGGACUUCCUUUGACUGUUCGUCAGUGUGCACUGGUCAGCCUCAUUAGUGGAGCCCAAUGGGGAUUCCAAGAAAUCGGCAAUAAGACUGGUCGCUAUGUGAGUGUCGCCAGCUUUUCCAACGAAGACGACGACAUGGAGAAACCAAUUCCUCUUCUCAAAAAUCCCCUCGCCGUCAAAACUCUCAAAAAUCUCCUUCGCUCUCCACCAACCUCAAUGGCCCACGCCUAUGUUGUUGAUCUACCCGGGAACGGUGACUCCGCUGGGUCAUCAUCUCCUACUGAUACUAUCGUCCCUACUCAAAUGCUACAGUCCUCCCUGCUCCACUUCCUCUAUGCUUGGAUUGUUGCCACUGGAGGAAUUGACAUUUCCUACUUUCAUCUGGCGAGUAUUCAGGACUUCUUGCGUGAUGUGGUGCCACUUACGUCUGUGUCCGCUGCCAUUUCAACCGCCACUCCUGGCAGUGCCAUCACCUCCCCGAUUUCGGUUUUCAUCCUUGUCAAGCAAGAUUUAUGCCAACGUUUAAUGGAAGCGACAGCGUCUAUUGCAGGAAUGGCUCUUGAACAGGCUACUUGGUUCCGCCGUGGUCUUCAAGUGCGUUCCUCCGCGGUGGUUCCACCCUCAAUGACCUCUUCCACUCUGGAAGUGUCCACCUCAUCUGGCGUCUCCUCAAUUGCAGCCUUUCGGCCGAGUGACCUCAUGCUCCAUCCCAUUGCUUCUGAGUCUGCUCUGGGUGAAAUGAAAUUCAAUGGGAUCAGUAAUUCACCGGGAGUCCUGCAUGACUCCCUUGAAAUUGUGUCAAUCGCAUCCGCUACAGGUUAA